AAUUCUGACAAGGUUUUUGCAUGUGGCUAGGGUUUUCUACUAGUUCUUAAGGAUUUAUGUGGUUGUUGGUUUUUUUUUUGUAUAAAAAAGUGAACAAUUUACAAAGUUUUCGCAAUAGGGCACAUUACAAAACUACGAAAUUCAGACGGUCGUCAGCAGUUGCAGGAUCUGUCGAAGAAAUAUUGAAUUCUCACUCUUACUCUCUCAGUCAAGGCAAUUGCAUUAGAGAAAGAGCAAGAGAAACCACACCCUGAAUGUACGCUUCUGCGGCAGCCAAUGAACGAACUCAAAUAUAAGAGGGAUGAUCAGCAAUUGUUAGCAUGAAUGGCAGUGCACGUAUAAUGCGUAGAUAUCCAUAAAGGAUAUUUUUGGCAGCACGGCUGGGACUAUUAAAGCAGGAGGAAAACUGUAAGAAAGCAUCACAACCAGUCGAGAUCUCGUUCGCAAUAGUCGUCCAAAAGUGUAUGAGUGCAUUGAAGACGAUCGCGUUAGUUUAGUGCAAGAUUGAAAAAAAAAGAAAAAAUAUUAAUAAUUGUUAUAAAAACAACAAAGACUAUACAAUAUAUAUAUUUAUAUAUAAGAGUUAUAUGAAAUUUGAAAACUGUUUUUGAAAGCAACAAAGAAAAUUGCAAAGACUUUACAAGUGAUUAAACAAUACUAAGUUGUUCCAAGUGGUGCCAGCACACGGCUGAAAAAAAUGAGUUCCGCCGAGGUAUCACCGGAAUCUGCGGAAAACAAAUACAAUCCAGCGCGCUUGUCACCAGCUGCUUCAAGCCGUAUACUCUAUCAUGUGCCUUGCAAAGUUUGUCGUGACCAUAGCUCCGGUAAGCAUUACGGCAUCUACGCUUGCGAUGGUUGUGCUGGAUUCUUUAAGCGUUCCAUACGACGCUCCCGACAAUAUGUUUGCAAAUCGCAGAAGCAAGGAGUUUGCGUGGUCGACAAAACCCACCGCAAUCAAUGUCGCGCCUGUCGUUUGCGCAAAUGCUUCGAAGUUGGCAUGAAUAAGGAUGCGGUACAACAUGAACGCGGACCGCGCAACUCCACAUUGCGUCGGCAAAUGGCAUUAUACAAGGAGGUCGUUAUGGGUUCGGGCGAUAUGCCAUCAGAUCUGAUGAUAAGUCAUAGUAUAUUUAACGGGUUUCCGAUGGGACCUAUGCUAAUACCGAGUGUGCCGCCACCACCACCAGCACCGCCACGACAUCAUCCACACCCAGCUUUGGGCAAUCCUUUCCAGCCGCCUAUGGUAUUGGAUCUAUCCGUCUCACGUGUAGCAGCACAUCAUGCGAUGCAUCAAAAUCCGUUCGGGUUUUUUCCGCAAAAUACGCCAUUCAUUAAUCAUCGCUCCUUACCACCGACGCCGCCGUUGAUGGCUGCGGAAAAUUUAAAAGAGACUGCCGCAGAGCAUCUCUUCAAGAAUGUCAAUUGGAUUAAGAGUGUAGAAGCUUUCCAGCAAUUACCAUUGCCCGAUCAAUUACAAUUGUUGGAGGAAUCAUGGAAAGAGUUUUUUAUACUAGCAAUGGCCCAGCAUCUCAUGCCGAUAAAUUUUCAACAAUUGCUCUUCAUCUAUGAAUCGGAGAAUAUGAAUCGCGAAGUGGUUAAUAUGGUGAAAUGCGAAGUGCACUUCUUUCAAGAUGUACUCAAUAAAAUCUGUCAUCUCAAUAUCGAUGUCAAUGAGUAUGAGUGCUUACGUGCGAUCACGCUCUUCCGUCGACCAAGCGGGAGCGACGAUGCUGCUAACAAUUCUUUUGGAACUGGCGAAAGCAGCAGCCCAAAUUCCAGUACGUCCGGCGAUUCACGUGGCCUCGUCGAAUCGACCAAGAUAUCCACUUUGUACGAGGAGGCACGCAAUACACUACAAGCCUACGUGAUGCGUACACAACCGACGCAACCGUUACGUUUUCAGGCACUGGUCGGUAUAUUGCCACUGCUCAGCAAAGUGUCGGGAUUCACUAUCGAGGAGUUAUUCUUCAGAAAGACAAUUGGCGAAGUCAAUAUCGUCCGGCUAAUUUCCGAUAUGUACAGUCAGCGCAAGAUUUAAAAUCAUUGCGUUCGAGAGUGCUGGGAAGAAUCACGAACACAAACGCAACCGCUAAUAUACUGACGCAAUACGUUGCCGUAGAGUUGCGCGCGGGAUCGCUUAAUUGGAUUUACAGCCUUAACGGGCGCUCGUUUAGAAAAAGUGCUUUCGCACUCCAAGUGCCUUGCUAUAUAAAAAGUGCUGGAAACUGUGAUAUGCUCUCGUACUUUAGAGGCGAAAGCUCCUGUCUGCUUAAUAAUAAUAAUAAUUAUGUUAGUAAAUUUAGUUGUAAACAUCUGUUGAAGACAAACAAGAUGAUAUCUUAUCAAAUUAACGCAUAUACAGUGCAUUCGAAUAAUAAUCAUAUAAAUAUAUGUGAGGAAUUCGUUUCUCGCCCACACUGAAGGGCUUUCAAACUAUCACCCAAAAUGGUGAAAUUUAAUUAAAAUCAUUUUUUAUGUAUUCAGACAAUUUUACUCAACUUUUUUAUUUGCCUUUCCGAUUGGAUUUUAAAAAUAUGUGUACAAUAUGUAUUUUGUAUUUGAAUCAUAAUCGUGAAAGUAUUAUUUAUUAUUUUUCUUUUUGGUUUGUAUUUGAGCAGAAUUCGCCUAAAUUUGUUUGUUUAUUUAUUUAUUUUAUUCUUAGUAAUUUAAUCAAUUGUACUGUCAUGCAUUGCUUAGAAAAACGUUGAACAAAAUGCAAAUAAUAUUAAUAAGAAUUGAAAACUAUUUAUUACAAGAAAUGAGCAU
Molecule: messenger RNA, 2766 nt
Organism: Zeugodacus cucurbitae (melon fly)
Lineage: Eukaryota; Metazoa; Arthropoda; Insecta; Diptera; Tephritidae
Gene: tll
Product: protein tailless
Exons: 3
Coding region: 698-2038 (446 amino acids)
Biological process (GO): positive regulation of transcription by RNA polymerase II; cell differentiation; anatomical structure development
Molecular function (GO): RNA polymerase II cis-regulatory region sequence-specific DNA binding; nuclear receptor activity; zinc ion binding
Source: RefSeq, a predicted model, not a curated record